Messenger RNA from Punctularia strigosozonata HHB-11173 SS5, 1714 nucleotides. Its product is annotated as Phosphoenolpyruvate/pyruvate domain-containing protein. NCBI's taxonomy places the organism in Eukaryota, Fungi, Basidiomycota, Agaricomycetes, Corticiales, Punctulariaceae. The coding region runs from base 368 to 1495 and encodes 375 amino acids. The record is from RefSeq and is a predicted model, not a curated record. The transcript is spliced from 4 exons. Gene Ontology annotation, molecular function: catalytic activity.
GCAAUCGUCUUGCGUAUCUCGUCGGUCGACCGGCGCAGUCUCACGUCCGCGGAAGCUACAUUGUUCGCCAAUGGACCGAGCUCAUCGGGCUCGUCUUGGCAUGCGGUCGGGCGACAGAAGAACUAGGAGAUCGGUAACACUCUGAUGAGAGAAAGCACGCAGUGCGCAGCUUCUCGCUCCACCCGCCGACACGCCAGGAGCCCAUUCGCCGACAUUCGCAGGUCCAGUGAUGCACCCUUACGCGGACAUAGUGGACGGGUUCGAGUAUAAAGGCACCCGACCGAGCGUUAGAAGGGAUUCCUCACCAGCUCCCGGCCCUCCCGCCAGCAUUUGCAUGCUUAAAUCCCUCUCUCGAUUCCUCAUCAAAAUGCCCGGCUUCGACCUCUUCAAGAACGAGCAGACGGCCGCCCCCGCCCCUUCGAUCGUGGAGCUCCCGCCUUCCAAGCCUGCCCCCGAGGAGGCUCCGAUUCAGCAGCCGAAGAUCGACGUUGCCGGCUCCGAGGCUGCCAGCAAUGGCAUCCCCGCACCUCCGCCCCAGUCUGAGUGGUACUACAACCCUCGUCUUGACCCCAAGAACUUCCUUGAGGGCCCGCUCUCGCACAACCCCGCGACGAGGCUGAGGCAAUUGCUCGCCCGCCCUGGUAUCGUCGUUGCCCCCGGUAUCUGUGACGGUAUCAGUGCGCGCUGCGCCAUCGAGGCCGGCUUCAGCUGCAUGUACCAAAGUGGCGCUGCCACGACCGCUUCGCGCCUUGGCAUGCCCGACCUGGCGAUUGCUACUUUGAACGACUUCGUUCAAGCCGCCCAGAUGGUGUGCAGCCUCGACCCGACGAUGCCCGUCAUCGCCGACGCCGACACUGGCUUUGGCGGUCCUGCCAUGGUUGCCCGCACGGUGUGGCAGUACGCCAAGUCGGGCGUCGCGGCGCUGCACAUCGAGGACCAGGUGCAGACGAAGCGCUGCGGACACCUGCUCGGGAAGCAGGUGGUGUCUCGGGAGGAGUUCGUGACCCGCAUCCGGGCCGCGGUCAUCGCGCGGGACCAGAUUCCGGGCGGGUCCGACUUUGUGAUCAUCGGCCGGACGGACUCGGCGCAGGUGCUCGGGAUGGAGGAGGCGAUCUACCGCCUGAAGCUCGCGGCGGCGGCGGGCGCGGACGUGUGUUUCAUCGAGGGCGUGCGCACGAAGGAGUUGUUGGAGAAGACGGUUGGGGAGCUCGCGCCCAAGCCGGUGCUCGUGAACGUCAUCUCGGGCGGCCUGACGCCGUCGUUUACGUGCCAGGAGGCGGAGGAGAUGGGCGCGAAGAUCAUCAUCUUCUCGCUCGUGUCGUGCGUCGCUGCGUACCACGGCAUCCGCAACGCGAUGCACCUGCUCAAAAAGACGGGCACGGACUUCAGCUCCGCGCAGGGCAUGGACCCGAAGGCGUUCUUCGGCGUCAUGGGCCUCGACGACGUCAUCCGGCUCGACGCCGCGGCGGGCGGGAAGGCCUUCGAGGUCGUCUAAGCUCCCGGUCGGCUUGGCGUGCACAUGCCACCUAGCAUAUAGGCACGCGCUAUUCACUCAUCUGUUAGAGGUUUCUUCUUGGUUUUGUUGCAUUAAUAUGCUCGUUGCGUUUCUGCCCUCUCUCAUCCGUCUCUGUCUCUCUGCAUUAUCAUCUUGUACACGUGCAAUACAUACAAUCCAUGCGACAAUAGAAUAUUGCAACAGGUCUUGGAUUGUGCC